UGGCGCUUCCUCUUCCGCUUCCGGCCGACGCUGCGGGAAGAUGGCGGCGGCUGUGGUGGCCUCGGUCCUGCCAGUCACCUUCGGGCGGCUGGUGUCCGCGUGCAGCCGCAGCAUCCUCAGACCGUCCGGGCCAGGAGCUGCCUCCCUGUGGUCGGUGUCUGGAAGGUCCCAUUCACAGAGCACCUCACCUCCCCAAAGCUAUGUCCCUAAGACAUCCCUGAGCUCACCACCGUGGCCGGAAGUCGUUCUGCCAGACCCGGCGGAGGAGACCAGACAGCACGCAGAGGUCGUGAGGAAGGUGAAUGAGCUGAUCGCCACAGGCCAGUACGGCCGGCUCUUCGCUGUGGUGCACUUCGCCAGCCACCAGUGGAAGGUGACCCCCGAGGACCUGAUUUUAAUCGACAACGAACUGGACAUUGCGUGUGGCGAGAGGAUCCGGUUGGAGAAGGUGCUGCUGGUGGGCGCCGACACCUUCACGCUGCUGGGCAAGCCUCUGCUGGGAAGGGACCUGGUUCGCGUAGAAGCCACAGUCAUUGAAAAGACAGAAUCGUGGCCAAAAGUCAACAUGAAAUUUAAGAAAAGGAAAAACUACAGGAAGAAGAAAAUUCUGGUGAACCCGCAGACUGUGCUCCGGAUAAACACCAUCGAGGUCGCCCCGUGUUUGUGCUGACCGCCGCGCUGACCUUUACAGAAACGUGAAAAUAAACCGUCUUCCGGGAGCCCGCGUUUCUGUGUCCCGGAGCCCAAGCCCUGCGCCGGCUGGGCCCCCGCCUGGGUGCUGGGGCCAUGCGCCUGGUCUCGGCACGUGCAGCCCACCCCGGGCCGAGCCUGGGUGGGUGCUCGUGUGAGAGGCAAGCUGGCGCUCCUAGCCGCCCUGGACCCCCACCGCAGGUGGCAGGCUCAGGGGGCCCGUUGGAGGGCGCCACUGGGACCCGGGGGUGACACCAAGAGACACAACCUGGAUUCCGGGCCAGACCAACAGAAACCUGAGCAGGCUCCACGUCUGAGUGAUCCGGCGCACCUGUGCGAAGGAAUGUGCCUUUUUAAAAGCCGGGCUUGAAACCAGGCAGCCUGCAGCAGGGAGGGAAGGCGCGG
Molecule: messenger RNA, 1095 nt
Organism: Pteronotus mesoamericanus
Lineage: Eukaryota; Metazoa; Chordata; Mammalia; Chiroptera; Mormoopidae
Gene: MRPL21
Product: mitochondrial ribosomal protein L21
Exons: 7
Coding region: 41-670 (209 amino acids)
Cellular component (GO): mitochondrial large ribosomal subunit; ribosome
Molecular function (GO): structural constituent of ribosome
Source: RefSeq, a predicted model, not a curated record